Pungitius pungitius (ninespine stickleback) is the source of this 1332-nucleotide messenger RNA. RefSeq names its product ubiquitin family domain containing 1 (gene ubfd1). The transcript has 7 exons. The record is from RefSeq and is a predicted model, not a curated record. Bases 162 to 1025 code for a protein of 287 amino acids. Lineage: Eukaryota; Metazoa; Chordata; Actinopteri; Perciformes; Gasterosteidae. Gene Ontology annotation, molecular function: RNA binding; cadherin binding.
UCUUUAUUUCUUCGGUUUUUACACGCUGUCACGCGUAAAUGUCCGGUCUAGCACAACUUUAGCGGGUCGUCGUUUUGUGCUCUCCGAACACCACCGCACCGCCUCUCCUCUUGCCGUCCGUAAUCUUUGGCUCGCCGCACAACAGAUUGUACACAAUCAUCAUGGCGACCCAGGCUGGAAGUGAAGAAGUCCUGAUGGAAACUGAGGCGAAGCCAAAAGAAGCUGAACCGCUCUGCGAGGACGCCGAAGGAGGCGACGCGGAAACUACGACUCGCACGGACGCCGCAGACGCCACAUCUCAGGACUCUAGCAUUAGCAAUGGAGACGACGCAGACGACGGGCGGGAGACGGUGGACUUGAAGAUUAUCUGGAACAAGAACAAAUACGAUCUGAAAAUUCCCGUUGACAACACCGGAGCCCAACUAAAAGAGAGGAUCCACUCACUCACUGGUCUUCCACCUGCUAUGCAGAAAGUCAUGUACAAAGGAUUGCUUCCAGAGGACAAAACGCUACGUGAAAUAAAGAUUACGAACGGUGCAAAAAUAAUGGUGGUAGGAUCCACAAUAAAUGAUGUAUUAGCUGUGAAUACACCCAAAGAUGUCAUCCAGCAGGAAGUCAAAGCUGAAGAAAACAAGAAGGAGCCUUUAUGCAGGCAAAAGCAACACAGGAAGGUUCUGGACAAAGGUAAACCAGAUGACAUCAUGGCGUCUGUUAAAGGAACAAAGGAGCGACUACCGACGGUGCCUUUAUCCGGAAUGUUCAACAAGUCCGGAGGGAAAGUUAGACUCACGUUCAAGCUGGAGCAGGAUCAGCUGUGGAUCGGAACGAAGGAGAGAACCGAGAAAGUCCCAAUGGGCUCCAUCAAAAACGUAGUGACUGAACCCAUCGAAGGCCACGAGGACUAUUACAUGAUGGCUUUUCAGCUGGGUCCGACUGAAGCGUCUCAAUAUUGGGUCUACUGGGUGCCUGCACAGUUUGUCGAUGCAAUCAAAGACACAGUCCUUGGGAAAUGGCAGUAUUUCUAACGUGCCUCUUUUUUUUUUGAACUGGUACUGAGAGGAGGAGCCAAUGAGAAAUGAAACUGGAUUCCACCGCAAGGUGUUAGGAACUUCUUGGAAUACAGUCAGAGGAAACGGACGGAUGCCUGAGGACUUAUCAAUAUUGUUUUUAGGUUAAAAGUGCACUAUGUGGCAGCGUAACAAUUCUCAGCCCUGUGAUCGUUCAAGGUUUUCAAGCAAAUCCAAGGGAAAAUGAUUAAACAAUUGUACAGAAAUUGCUAACACUUUUCUUCAGUUAUUCUUAAAGAAAUAAAACUUAUUUAAUGAAAGGAAA